Messenger RNA from Diachasma alloeum, 1624 nucleotides. RefSeq lists its product as uncharacterized. Gene Ontology annotation, molecular function: DNA binding. Gene Ontology annotation, biological process: DNA recombination; DNA integration. The record is from RefSeq and is a predicted model, not a curated record. The coding region runs from base 106 to 1590 and encodes 494 amino acids. The transcript has 2 exons. Lineage: Eukaryota; Metazoa; Arthropoda; Insecta; Hymenoptera; Braconidae.
AUAACCUCAAGUUUAAUCAUCAGUAAUCGUCACUGUUUCAAUACAGCCAUAAAUGUCGUAAUUUUCUGUGUUUACAACGUAAUAAAAAACCUUGAAUUAUAAAGAAUGGAAAAGAGCUUCGACGAAUUAAUGGAUAGUGAUCUCGAGCUCAAUGAAUCGGUUUUCGAUUAUCCUGAGGAAGUUCUCCAGUCACGAGAAGAUGUAAUUGAAUCUGACAACAAUGAGCUGGAUGAUGAGACCUGGACAUCACAAACCCAACCCACCCUCGGAUCAUCGGCAAACUCUAAUGAGUCUGCCAUUGAUGAAGACUUGAAUGACAACACUCGUAAGGCAACUGACCAUCAUAACAUGGUUCCCUCCCAUAUUCGUGAAGCUGCAGAGAAAGCGAGGUCAAAUUUGCUACCAAAAAAAUCGAAUUCAUCGUACAUGUUUGCUUACCACAAAUUUAAGACUUGGUUGGUUAAGAACGAACUUAAUGUUGAUAGCAUUGAUCGGGACAUUAUGCUGGCUUAUUUCAACAAACUCAAAGAAAAAUAUAAGCCUAGUAGCUUAUGGGCUACAUACUCAAAAUUGAGAAGUACCAUCAGUACUUAUCAUAACAUUAAUAUUCACAAUUUUUCACAACUGAUUCAAUUUUUAAAAAAUGCGAACAAGGUAUAUCGAAGUGUCCAAGCGUUGGCUCUGACAGAGGAACAGGUUAGGACAUGUCUGCUAACUGCUCCUGAUCAAAUCUACUUAGAUGUCAAGGUAGUUUGGAUUCUCGGGAUGUACGGUGCUUGUCAUAGAUGCGAACUGAAAAAUUUGAAAAUAACUGAUUUCAAGGAGAAAGGUGACGACUUAGAAUUCUUUCUUGACGAGACAAAGACUGACAAUCCGAGGUCAUAUGUAGUUCCUCAGCCACUUUGCACAAAGGUAAAGGAUUACAUAGCUUUACGCCCCGAUAAUUGUAAGCUUGAAGACUUUUUUCUGAAUUAUACCAAAGGAAAAUGCACUCGACAACCUAUUGGCAUAAAUAAAAUUGGUAAUAUGGCCAAGGAAGUUGCCGUUUUCUUAAAUUUAACGAAUGCAAACCGUUAUACAUCACACUGUAUACGACACACCUCUGCAACAUGUUUUGCAAAUACUGGAGCGAGUGGCGUAGCUUUGAAGCAGCUUGAUGGCUGGAAGUCAACCGAAAUUGCUCACGGUUAUUGCCAAAACUCCCUACACAACAAGAGAAAAAUUGCUCGUAGCAUCACGGACAGUAUUCUCGAAGCUCCAAGUACCUCUACAUCAACAGCUCACCUGGUGUCUAAGCGUGUGCCCUCUUUCGAAUCUUCAAAAUUCAAUGCUCUAAGAAAUCAAGUCUCAACUACUCCACCAGUCGCUUUAACCCCAUCACAAUCCUCAGUUCGUCUGUUGCAAAAUACUAAAGGAACAAAUCCAGACAAAUCAUCAAGAUCUGCGCAUCUCGUCAUUGAAAACAAAGAAAACUUGACUCUCUCAGAUUUGCUGCAGAAUAUCAAUGACGCGAAAAAUAUCAAUUUUAACUUCACGAACUGCCCAAAUCUAUCAAUCUAUUUUGGAAAAGAUGAAACAGAGAGGAAGUAAUAUUAUAAAAUAACGUUGUUUUGUUCAAAUGUUU